AUGCCAUGCGCAUGUGAAAGAUCGAAAGCCACGUCUCGAUGCCGCGAUUGCCUACAGUGUCCUCUCCAGUGCGAGGAGUGCGUGCGCGAUGGACACCGGCUCAAUCCACUUCACUGGGUUGAGACAUGGAACGGCCGCUACCUGGAGAAGAAGGACUUGUCUGACCUCGGGUUCGAGAUGUACCUCGGACAUGGCGGCCUCCCGUGCAAGUACGCACUAUCAGCAGCCCACCCCAUCACGUACACCAUCACGCACAGCAACGGCGUGCACCGCGUCAUCAUCCACGAAUGCCACUGUCCAAGCCGACGACCUUCAGUCUCGCAACUCCUUCGUGCCGGCCUCUUUCCCGCCACUCUUAACCGUCCAGAGAGCGCGUUCAGCUUCGACGUUCUUCGUCAAUGGGACCUCCAUUUCCUGACCUCCAAGAAGGGUGCUUACGACUACUUCAAUGCGCUCCGUCGACUCACCGACAAUUCGGGCACGCGAACGGUUAAAAAUCGAUACCGUGAGAUGAACGUCGUAGGACGUGUCUGGCAGCAUCUCACCGCGGAGAAAAGAGCCGGGCUACCUCACGGCUUAGUCCUGCCCAAUCGAGCUCCGUCCAUCACCGUGCCGUGUGUUGCCUGUCCGUGGCCAGGCUUCAACAUGCCCGCCAACUGGAAAGACACCCCAUCGGAGUUAGCAUACAUACACGCCUCCGAACUCGGAGGAGAUGGCAAUCACGGCCUGCAGAAAAAGCGCAAGCGCGACGAUCCCGAUGAUGUCAGCCUCUCUGAAGGUCAAGGAUACUUCGUUCACCCGUCGAAGAUGCAGAGCUAUCUAGAAGCGAUAGACUCUGAGCCUGCGCCGGAGACCUGUAGUGGAUUCAAAGUGGGACGAGCCCAGCGGCCUGGCAAGUUUCGAAACUUGGAGGUCAGCGGGGUAGUGGCGGUCAUCUGUAUUCGUCAUGGGUGCUUCCGUCCCGGUGCGAUGGUCGAUCUACAGAAGGGCGAACGGUAUGCGAGCUCCCACACAUACUCAUCGCUGUCUGACCGUUAA
Molecule: messenger RNA, 1038 nt
Organism: Fomitopsis serialis
Lineage: Eukaryota; Fungi; Basidiomycota; Agaricomycetes; Polyporales; Fomitopsidaceae
Exons: 4
Coding region: 1-1038 (345 amino acids)
Source: RefSeq, a predicted model, not a curated record